UGCACUGUGCUGAUCUGAAGGCAGGAGCCAGGUGCUUCUCCUGGUCUCCCAUAUGGGUGCAGGGCCCAAGCACUUGGGCCAUCCGCCACUGCACUCCUGGGCCACACCAGAGAGCUGGCCUGGAAGAGGGGCAACCGGGACAGAACCUGGCACCGCGAAUGGGACUAGAACUCUGUGUGCCAGCGCUGCAGGCGGAGGAUUAGCCUAUUGAGCUGCGGCGCCGGCAGUUACAAUUUCUUAAGCAUGUAACUGAGUUCUGACCAUUUUUGCUGCAAUACAAAUCAAGUUCUGAAAUGACAUUAAAACUAAGAGACCCAUUUAUUGGCCAUGUUGCACCAUUUACCAACCUAUAGGUAGGCCAUACAGUAUUGCAGAGAAUAAUCCUCCUUUUCUUAGUAAUACCAUCUAGCCUAAGGGCCUCCCAAUUAUUAAGUAUAGAUGCUAAGGGAGUCUGAAAGGGAGCAGAUGUAGAGCUACCCAUAGUUGAAUCACCUCAUAACCUGGGAGACAAAAGGUAGAUAGGGCUAAGCUUGGGCCCAGUUAUGUAUCUGAACACGUACUUAACAAGUAAUCUGACAUCCCAGAGUUACUACACCUACUGUAGAGUUUAAUAUAUAUAUUAUUUAAUAUAUAUCAUAUGUCACACACAUAUCGUAUACUGUGUUACAUUAUAUGUUACAUAUAUGCACCAUACAUAUAUAUUACAUGUUAUAUGUUACAUAUACACUGUAUAUGUAUGCAUUGUAUAUACAUACAUCUAUAUAUCCAAAAAGGGAUACGUGCAGAGGCUACUCAAAAUAACAAAGAGGGAAAUACCUUCUUGGUGCAUGGCCAAGAAAAUAACAAACUGAAAAAUAGAAUAAAGUCGCUCAGCUAACCAGGUAUGCAUCAUGUGGCCAGCCAUAGGGGCCACCAUCUUGGGGUAGAGUCCGUUGCCCAUUUUCUGGUAAGGGUGGAAGUUCCCAUGGGGGGCCACCAUCUUGGAAUGGAAGUCCACCCUCUGUGGCAGGAAGUGGAGCAUCCACCAUGUUUAAUGCACUGCCUCCCUGAUGUUACAUUCCUAGGCGACCACACCAGUUCCCCAGCUCAAAAUUAACAGUUGAAAGCAUGCUUGAUUGGAAAAUUAAAGACCCUGAGGCAAAGCAGAAUUUCCAGUACCUUUCUAACUGUCCUUAAAAUAAAGACUUCUAAAGUUUCAACCUUAGAAAAUACAUAACUUGUCUUUAUAACACAUUACAAACAACUUGAAAACUUUUAUGUACAUUGAUAAGCUUUCAUGAACUCUUAAAAACUAACCUGCUUCAAAAAUCCUUCUCAUCUCUCUGCCUGAAUCCCAUUAGCACUAGAAGCACAUUCUCAAAGCAGGAAACAGCAAAAAUAAAUAAAUAAAUAAAUAAAAUAAAAUAAAAAUUUCCAAAAUCUACCAGCGCUAAGACUCAAAUAAACUGCCUAUGCUCUGUUGCUUAUUAGAAGGGAUUAAACCGAGUGUCAUUUUGGAUGAACACACUAUCAAGAGCGGCUGUGGUUUCUCUGGCAGGGUGGGGUUAGCUAGAGGUGCGGUGCCACGUGGGAGCCACAGGUGGCAGUCAGUCACUGCUGCUGCAGCGGCAGCCAGGACAGGUAGUGCCAGCACAGUAACACUGUUUGCAGGGCUGUGGCUCUGCUGGCGGCCAAUCUGGGAGUGGCCCAGCCCCUGGGAAAAUGGCAGGACUCUCGCGCACAUCCUGCACUUGUGAGCCAACCAGUGGGGGCAGAGGGAGGGAUCCGCAGCUUCCGACCCCAUUUCAGCUGCCUCGGCUCCUGCCUUUCCCCCAGGCACGCACCCGUUGCAGCGCCUAGGCCACGUGGCACUGGAGCAGUGUGAGCAGCGAGAAAGCGCAACCAGCCGGCCGGAGGAGCUUACACUCUGAUCCAGGCCCUGUGCAAGAGUCAGAAACCACCCGGCCCAGGCAGGGUGUGCAGAUAAGGGACAGGGUGGAAUGCAGAAAGAUAAGCAAAGUUAGAAGCGGAGGGAAGCUGUCCCUUACCAUCUUGCUGGUUUUUCCUUUUAAACCAAUCAAAUAUUAAUAAAUAAUUCCUGGGGAAUCCCUGUGUUAUUAAGGGUCCUAUCUGGGGUGCCAAAUAUUAUAUAGGACUGCUUAUUAAUUUUCAAUAUUAAUAAGCUUGUGUACUCUUGCCAUGUUUUCAGAGAAAAAUUCUGAAUACUGGCUCAAAUAGACCAGACAACAUGGUAAGUUUUUAAGGUUUUUAUUCAGUGAGAGAAAUGUGCAGGAGAGCGAAGACUUUAGAGGAAAAAGAGAGGUCUGGAAGCUAAGUUAGGUCCAUAGCAAGCAGAGAGUAGGCCGGGGUGAGCCAAUAGGCCACGUACCCCGGAGGCGUGGGGCAGCAGAAGGUUGGCAAUUUCUUAAUUCACACAUUUUGGCCUGCAAUCUUUUCUCUACUCUCAGAAUAUGCCAAACUCCCUCUCUUUCUAUUUUUUUCUAAAGAUUUAUUUAUUUAUUUGAAGGCAGAGUUACAGAGAAAGAGCAUGAGCAUGAGCACGUCCCUCCUCUGGUUCACUCCCCAAGUGGCUGCAGUGGCCGGGGUUGGGCCAGGCUGAAGCCAAGAGCUUAGAAUGUAUUCGAGUUCUCACAGGUGGGUGCAGGGGCUCAAGGACUUUGGCCAUUUUCUGAUGCUUUCCCAGGUGCAUCAGAUGGAAUUGGAGUAGCCAAGACAUGAACCUAUCUAUCCACUGGUUGUGGAUAGAAUUUGAGUUCUUACUCAUUUUAGCAAGAAUUUACUGAUCUCCUGUGUGCUAAGCAUUGUUCUUGAUGUUGGAGAUUCCUAAGUAUGAAAAAGGCUAUAAAUACUUUUACAUAUAAAUAUAUAAUCUCAAAAGCCUAAUGUGCUAUGAAGAAAAUAAAGCUAAGUAAGGAUAUAGAGAAUGAUGGAAAGGAAGUAUUAUUGUCCUUGGCUGGGAGAUGACGUAGAAGCUGAGACUUACAAGGUGAGAAGAUGCCUGCAAAGGUCUGUGAGGUGUUUAUUCCAGCAAAGGAAGCUGGAGCCUGUCUGAUCAACUUGAUCCAUUCUGGGAGUGGCAACAAAAACCAGCAGGAAAUCGGGGUGGGAAGGCGGGCAGUGUACAGAUACUUGAGGCUAUUGGAGUAGCAUGGGUAGUGGAAGGCAGUGAGAAGUAGUUGGAUCCCAGAUACUCUGGGCAGUGGGUAGAGGGUAACUACUUUAUUCAAGGUAGAACAAACAGGAUUUGCUGGUGGAUUAUAUAUGGGAGUAGAGGAUGGAGGCGGACAGGGGAGAUUGACCCCUAUAUCUGGGUCUAGGUUCUAGUUCAUUGUGUCUAACAUAGUGGUUGGCUUAUAGUAGAAUCUUAAAACAUGGUUAUGAUUUAAUGAGGCCGUCUCAGGCAGUGCAGCCUUUGAAGACUUACUGCUGAUGGACAUCUGGGUUUGCACCUGUUAGAGUCCUUUCUUUUCUUCUGGAGAACUAUUUCUCUCCCAGUGUUAGCUUCUCAGUCUAGAGCAAGGACCGAGAACAGUGGCCUGGACUCCAGCGAUCCUGUUUAUAUUCAGUGAAGAGGGACACAAAAGACUGCUCACUCUCAGCUUCUCCGAGCCUUGCUAUGCUGUGAUCUUCUGUGGACUUGUCUGACAGUGGCUUACAAAAGACUUUUGACCUAGAAAUCACCAAGAGCUGCUCCAGAAUAGGCCAUCAGAAGUGCACUCAAGCUGACUUAAGAAAGCUGGAAGUGAGAAGAGAGCUACAGACCAGAUACAUUGAGGACACAGAGCUGCUGAGUGGGUCCACCAAGUUGAUCAACUCACUCGGGGAAGCUGAACCAUCUCUCUCCAGAAAUGUCUUCGGAAAGUAAAGAGCAGCAUGACAUGUCACUCAGAGACUCAGUGGAAGGAAUUGACCAGCUUCCAUCUGGGAUCCAUCUGGAGCCUCAAAAGGAAUCAAGUACUGACUUCAGGCAAUUUGAGAAAAGUGACCACUGCAGACCUUAUCCUAGGAUCCGUAUGGAACCUCAAGAAAAGUCAAAUGCUAACUUCAAGCAGUUUGUCAUCAAAAAGCUACAGAAGAGCUGCCGCUGCAACCGAACCAAAGCAAAACAUAUGAUUUUUGAUUUCCUUCCUGUUUUGCGGUGGCUCCCAAAAUAUGAUAUAAAGAAAAACAUUUUAGGAGAUGUGAUGUCUGGCUUGAUUGUGGGCAUCUUAUUGGUACCCCAGUCCAUUGCUUAUUCCCUGUUGGCUGGCCAAAAACCUAUCUAUGGUCUGUAUACAUCUUUUUUUGCCAGCAUCAUUUAUUUCCUAUUUGGUACUUCCCGUCACAUCUCCGUGGGCAUUUUUGGAGUACUGUGCCUUAUGAUUGGUGAGGUAGUUGACCGAGAACUUCACAAAGCUGGCUAUGACACUGCCCAAAUUGAUCCUUCUUUAGGAAUGGUUUCAAAUGGGACCACAUUAUCAAACCACACAUCAGACACGAUAUGUGACAAAUAUUGCUAUGCAAUUAAAGUUGGCAGCACUGUAACCUUUAUGGCUGGAGUUUAUCAGGUAGUGAUGGGCUUCUUUCAAGUGGGCUUUGUUUCUGUCUACCUCUCAGACGCCUUGCUGAGUGGAUUUGUCACGGGUGCCUCCUUCACUAUUCUUACAUCUCAGGUCAAGUAUCUCCUUGGGCUCAGCCUUCCUCGGAGUCAUGGCGUGGGCUCACUCAUCACUACCUGGAUCCACAUCUUCAGAAACAUCCAUAAGACCAAUAUCUGUGAUCUCAUCACCAGCCUUUUGUGCCUUUUGGUUCUUGUGCCAACCAAAGAACUCAAUGAGCACUUCAAGACCAAGCUUAAGGCACCAAUUCCUACCGAACUCAUUGUCGUGGUGGCAGCCACGUUAGCUUCUCAUUUUGGGAAACUAAAUGAGAAGUACAAUUCCAGUAUAGCUGGACACAUUCCCACUAACUUUAUGCCACCCAAAGCACCAGACUGGAACCUCAUUCCCAGUGUGGCUGUAGAUGCGAUAGCUAUUUCCAUCAUUGGUUUUGCCAUCACUGUGUCACUCUCUGAGAUGUUUGCGAAGAAACAUGGCUACACAGUCAAAGCAAAUCAGGAAAUGUAUGCCAUUGGCUUUUGCAAUAUUAUCCCUUCCUUUUUCAAUUGCAUCACUACUAGCGCAGCUCUUGCAAAGUCAUUGGUUAAAGAAUCUACAGGCUGCCAGACUCAGAUUUCCGGUUUGGUAACAGCCCUGGUUCUUUUGUUGAUCCUCUUGGUAAUAGCUCCUUUGUUCUCUUCCCUUCAGAAAAGUGUCCUUGGUGUGAUCACAAUUGUCAAUCUCCGGGGAGCCUUUCUUAAAUUUAGGGAUCUGCCCAAGAUGUGGAGGGUUAGCAGGAUGGACACAGUCAUCUGGUUUGUUACUAUGCUGUCCUCUGCACUGAUAAGUACUGAAAUAGGCCUGCUUGUUGGGGUUUGUUUUUCCAUGUUUUGUGUCAUCCUCCGUACUCAGAAGCCAGAGGUUUCACUGCUUGGCUUGGUGGAAGAGUCUGAAGUCUUUGAAUGCAUGUCAGCUUAUAAGAACCUGCAGACUAAGCCAGGUAUCAGGAUUUUCCGCUUUGUAGCCCCUCUCUACUACAUAAACAAAGAAUGCUUUAAGUCAGCUUUAUACAAAAAAACUAUAAACCCGGUCUUAGUAAAGGCUGCUCAGAGGAAGGCAGCAAAAAGAAAGAUGAGAGAGGAAACACUGACUCUCGGUAGAGUGCAGGAUGAAGUUUCAGUGCACCUUUCCCAUGAUCCUCUGGAGCUGCGUACUAUAGUGAUCGACUGCAGUGCAAUACAGUUUUUAGAUACAGCAGGGAUCGGUGCCCUCAAAGAAGUUCGCAGAGACUAUGAAGCCAUUGGUAUCCAGGUUCUGCUGGCUCAGUGCAAUCCUUCUGUGAGGGAUUCCUUGGCCAGGGGAGAAUACUGCAAAAAGGACGAAGAAAACCUGCUCUUCUACAGUGUGUAUGAAGCCGUGGCUUUUGCUGUGGAAGCUCAAAAACAGGAAGCAACAUGGGUUCCCAAUGGUCUGAGUCCAGCCAGUAAUUGAGAGUGUAGAUGGAAGGAAGAAUGAUGUCUCACUAAAAGGUUAAAAUUUCAAGUAUGCAACAUGUUUUAACCUAUUGGCUAAACAUUAUUCUUCCUUUGAAGCUAAUGGCCUUUGUGUGUACUCAAAUGUUUCAGAGCUCAUAGUUGGGCAGAAUCAAAACAAAAGUAUUGUGGUUUCAAGCUUUCUUGUAGAUAUGAAAUAUUCAUGGGAUGCAAUAAGUAUCUGUUGGAUUGAAAUGUAAAAUAGUCACAAAACGUAUUACCAAACUGUUUUAGAGGGUGCGACGUUUGAACUCUUCCUUCUGCAGGAGGUAAAGGGGAGAAGUCGGGGUUGGCUUUAGCCGGGCUGCCUGUACGUGGCUCUGUCGAGAGAGGAAAAGGAGGCAAGGAAAGAAUGUUGCACCUGCUGUUGUAGUGGCAGAUCAGAGGCUCCUGGAGCAUGAGGUCAUAGCUAGAGCAGAUUGUUCUCAGUCGUGCUUCUCUAUUCGCAGGCUCCGCUCCCCAGGCAGCAGUAGGAUCUCUGGCUUUCUGUAGGAAAGCACCAUUCCUCUCCCUCAGGCUGCGAGCUCUGGGCGCAGUCUCUCAGGGCUCUAACGACUGGUGGGUUUGUGAUAUCUUGACAGCCGGCCUGACAUUAUACACAACACCCUUUGUGAAACAGUUGAUGUUUUGGGCAUGCCUUUUUGUUGAGGAUAAAUUAUUUUAGAAUAAGAAGAAACCAGUGGGAGAUCUCUUUAUUUUCUGUGAUUUUUAUCUGUUGUUGUUUCUGAGAAUUUCUCUUGUUAAGCUUGUCUUAGUGUUUGGUUGUUGUAGUGUGUUUUCCCAUCGGUUGUGUCCUAAGCUGUCUGUCAGUGACAGUCUUGCCAGACAUAAAAGCAGAGUGAUGCCUCCACAGUGUCUGACAGCAUGUUUUUCAAAUGCUGUUGAGCCAAACUGUCAUGGACAAAUUGCUAAAAGCAGUGCCUGACAGUUUACCUUAAGAAUUGGUUUACUGGGGCAGGCAUUCGGCCUAGUAGUGAAGACAUGUGCACCUGAGACCAGAGUGGCUGGGUUCAUUUCCCACCUCUAGCUCCUGCCAACGUGUACCAUGGGAAGCAGUGAUGACGAGCAGGUGGCUAAGUUCCUGCCCCCCAGCUUUGGCCUUGGCCACCUCCUGCCAGCUAUCCCUGGCAUUUGGGGAGUGAACCAGCAGAUAGGAGCUCGCUCUGUCUCUGCCUCUCAAACUUUGAAAAAUUAAAAUUAAACCUAGAGUAUUUAGGAAAUAAUAACUGGUUUGCUUAGCAGAAAAUCUAUUUUUGUUUCUCUCAGUGGCAUUUUAGCAGGGGUCUGCUGGGGAUUGACAGUUUUUCUCCUAGAGACUGCUGCAAGAAAAACUUAAUGUAACCAAUGAAAAAGAAUGCGCGGAAGUGGCAGAACAUUUACGAAGGACAUCCUAAGUAAUUUGUAAAUAUUUUAGUGAAACGAAGUUUAUUGCUGUACACCCUAUUGACGUACAAUAAAUAUUGACAGUGACAGCUUUUAACUCUUCAAAUCACCUAAAACUAUCACCCGAGUGGAUUUAGAAGCAUCACAUUCAUAAAACCUGAGUUCUGUAUGUAUAUUAUUUAUGAUAGCUGGCCACAGGUUGUGAAUUGAGGGUAAUUUCUAUGGAAAAGCAUCAGUGUCCAAUAUUGAAAACUUAGCAUUGUGUAUCUAGACCUUGACAAUCAAGACAACAGGUUCUGGGGGCCUGCACUGUGGCUUAAAAAGUUAGGAUGCUGUGUGCAGUGUCAGCAUUCCAUGUGGGUGCUGGUUCGAGUCCUGGCUGCUCCACUUCUGAUCUAGCUCCUUGCUAAUGUACCUGGGAAAGCUGCAGAAAAUGACCCAAGUUCUUGAGCCCCCCACCCACUUGGAAGACCCAGAAGAAGCUCCUGGGCCCUGGCUUCAGAUCUGUCCCAGCUCUGACCAUUGCAGCCAUUUGGGUUGUGAACCAGCAGACAGAAGAUUCUCUUUCUCUCUGUCCAUAACUCUACCUUUCAAGUGAAUAAGUAAAUUGUAAAAAAAAAAAAAAAAAAAAAAAAAAAAAAGACAA
Molecule: messenger RNA, 8138 nt
Organism: Oryctolagus cuniculus (rabbit)
Lineage: Eukaryota; Metazoa; Chordata; Mammalia; Lagomorpha; Leporidae
Source: RefSeq, a predicted model, not a curated record